Molecule: messenger RNA, 4118 nt
Organism: Patella vulgata (common limpet)
Lineage: Eukaryota; Metazoa; Mollusca; Gastropoda; Patellidae
Product: cilia- and flagella-associated protein 97
Exons: 2
Coding region: 70-1650 (526 amino acids)
Source: RefSeq, a predicted model, not a curated record
GUUGGCAAGACGCAAUGAAGGUUUGGGACCGAAUUUAUGAAAAAAACUUGAUUCGCUUUACUUUUUAAAAUGAAUGAUAGGCGAUCAGAAUUAGACGAAUAUAAAGGCGAAGUAGACUUUGAUUUUUUCGACGAUGACGACCCUGUAGGUUCCGAUAUUCCUCAAAAAGACGACAUUUCUAGAAAACCUCCGAAGUCGCCUAAACCACCGUCUCCUGUGAAUGAAAAUAGGAAGCCAUCGCCGGUUGUUGCAAUUAAAAACAACAAACAAGACAAAGAUGAUUACAGUUCAAGUGAUGACAGUUAUUCGAGUGACUCGGUUACAGAUACUGAGAGUGAAAUAGAUCAGAAUUCGCACAAUAAUUCAGGAAAAAAUAUUUCUAAUGAGUCUAAUGUCAAUGGCAAUUAUUCAGGAAAAAAUAUUUCUAAUGGCCUUUCGGGAAAAAAUGAAAUUCCUAAACAUCAGCAGAGUGUUGAUCGUAAAAAUGACAGAAAAGAGAUAAAAAACACACAAAGUGUUACAUCAUCGAGUGCAUCAGAGACAUCUCAAUCGGAGAGUGAAACUGAGAGUUUAUCACGAGUGAGUCCCUUGCCAGUUAAAUCGAAGAAAAAAGACAAUGAUAGUGUCGAAUCAGAUAGUGAUAGUUACACAUCCUAUACCUCUAGUAGUAGUAGUGCCUCGGAUUUAUCAGAUUCAGAAACGGAAUCGAGAGCUGUAUCAGUGAAGUCAAAAAAUAAGCCCACAACAUCUCAGUCUCGUUCCCGAGAUAAAGGCGCAAAUGUUAAAGAAGAAGCCUGGUCAAACAGCACGAAAAAAGACACGGAUAGAAACAGCGAUAAGAAUAAACAAAAACAAAUGCGGACGAAGAAAGGAAGAAAACCAGCAUCUGACUCGGAAAGUGAAAUCACAGAUGUGUCGCCUUUAUCAUCUGCUCAGAAUAGUCCCAGACGCAAGAAGAAGAACCGAAAACAUCGUGAUCAUGAUGAAAGAGACCAAAUUGGUAGAGACCAGAACACAGAAAAUCUGAAUCAGUGUGAAAAUCUAGAUCUCAAUGUUUUAAUGGACGCUGUCUCUGAACUAGAUAAAGACAAACGUAUAAAAGCGAACACACGUCGUGUUAUGUUUGCGCCACAUGAAAGACAGUCACGAGAAAAUAAUUAUUCUUACAGUAAAGAACGAGCAAAGUUAAUAGAAAAGGAGAAUCAGAGACUACUAAAUGAGAUUUUACACAGUGUGGAUAAUAGAGAUCGACCUGUCACUCGUUCACAAUAUGCACCAGUAAUACGCCGCAUGACACCGUCUGCUAUUAACAGGGAGAGACAACAACGUAAAAUAGAAGCAGAGAAUUUGGCAUUAUUACGACGAUUACAGAAAGCGAAACCGACUCGUGGAAUGUCUAAAGCUGAACAAGAUCAGCAAUACAAGAAGACCAUGUUAUAUGGUGUACCCGUCUCCACUCUACACUCGUCACGACCUAAAUCUAGGGCAACUACACCCUGGGACGAACUCUCCAAUAGUUCUAGGAUGGGUUCGAGAACGCGCAGUUUAAACAGUCUGGCAUCUGCCUCUACAGUAACGUCUGCACAAUCGACACACAGGUCACGUCCUUCCAGUGCUAAGAAGAAACCGGAAUGGAAUGAAAGAUGGUAGUUUGUGGUUAGAGUUAUAACAAAUGCCAUGUGUAAAGGUGUACCUGAGUUUAAAAUAAUCAGAGGUCGUGGAGUGGAAGUGGCCUUAGGCAUAUAUAUAGAAUUGUGGAGGACCUCAAAAUCUGCUUUCUAUAAUUUGACUAAGAGCCCUUUAAAGUAGCGACACUGUUAUUAUUGAUAUGUAUACUAUAAUUGAUUUCUCGUCUAUGAAAGUACAUGUAGUAAUAUUAUUAUUAAUUUAUACAAAACAACACAUCCAGUUGUUGCAUAGAGUUAAACAAACUAUAUUGUGGAUACUUGUAUAAUUGAUUUCUCGUCUAUGAAAGUACAUGUAGUAAUAUUAUUAUUAAUUUAUAAAAACCACAUCCAGUUGUUGCAUCGAGUUAAACAAACUAUAUUAUGGUUACCACAUGUAUAAUUGAUUUCUCGUCCAUUAAAGUAGUAAUAUUAUUAUUAAUUUAUAAAAACCACAUCCAGUUGUUGCAUAGAGUUAUAAACAAACUAUAUUAUAGAUACCAUAUGUAUAAUUGAUUUCUCGUCUAUUAAAAAGGUAAUAUUAUUAAUUUAUAAAAACCACAUCCAGCUGUAGCAUAGAGUUAAACUAUAUUAUGGAUACUUUAGUCUAUUUCUCGUCUAUGAAAGCAGUAAUAUUGUUAUUUGUUUAUAUAAACCACAUCCAGUCAUUAACGUUGCAUAGGGUUAACACAAACUAUUUUAUGGAUAUAUGAUAAAGAAAUUGAUAGAACACAGAUCAAAAAUUUGUUUUUGACUUGAGUCAUAAAGCGAGAUGUAUUGUUGAUAUGAAUGUACAUGCAUGAAAUAUGUUUGCGGAGUGAUCCAAUAUACAUUGCAUGUUAUAAAUAUUAUUAGGUUAAAGUAUUGACAUCAGGUUUGUCUUAAGAGCAUUAUAGGCACCCAGGCAAAGUUGUGCUCUGGGACCCCUACCAACACAACCACUCACAGAAAUAAAAAUGUAAAUGGUUUGUAAAAUUAAACAUAUUUAUUGUAUUGGUACUUCCAUCAAAAUCAGUGUUUAAACAUUAAAAAACAUGAUGUACCGGUACAUAUAGAUAAGCAUGAUGCCCCUAUGCUUGUUGGGAGGCCCCCAGGGUAACUGCCCAUGCAAAAGACAACCCUGAUUAACAUUAUCAAUCACUUGUUAUAAUAUAUAAAUACAGUUUUAUAUUUAAAUACUCAGUUAUACUUGAUACAAAUACAGAUUUAUCAAUUUGUUACUGAAUGUUUUAGUAAAUAUAUUUUGUUAUAAAAAUCUGUUGGAUAUAAGAGUAGAUAGUAGUGCCGUUUUCCGUGCAAAAUUCCCCUCAAAGUCUCUGAUCACCAUUUUAGGGAUUAAGGAAUCUUUACAUUAGGUCAUACUCCUAUUACCGUAUUUUUCGGUGUAUAAGGCGCACUUUUUUUACCAGGUAUUUUAUUUUCUAGAAGGGGUGCGCCUAAUACAUAGUAUUAAGCAAAUCUUGGCUUUUCUGUGUGUCAACAUCGAGGUCUGAAGUUGAUCAUAUCGACAACAGCAAUAAAGAUGGCGGCCAUUUCCCAUACCGAUAUCCCGUAUACCGUUAGUCAUAGACGAGAGUGGCAACAAUAUGGGUCAAUAGCGGUUUAGUGUUAUUAAAAUAUCUGCAAAGAUAUCGUAAAUAAUUAGAUGACAUAUUUUUCUGCUAUUCCGACAUUCCGAUGUCGUCAUUUUUCGUGCAAUAAAUAUGGCGGCCAUUUAAGAUACGGUAUCGGCUUUUCCGUAUACCGUUAGUCAUAUUUCUAUUAUUCCGGCUUUUCCGUAUACCGUUAGUCAUAAACGACAGUGCUAACAAUAUCUGCAAAAUUCUCUUUAAUAUUUCUAUUAUUCCUGCGUAUUUGAUGACAUAUAUUUCUGCUAAUCCGUUUACCGGUUCAGUUAGCCACCAGUUAGCCACUGUCGGGAAUCCAAACAGUGUGUCGUCAACGGUGAUAUCAGUCAAGUUGACGAAAAGGCGGGGCUUACGACAGACAAAGAGUUUUCAUUGGCUAUUAGAAGGGAAAUUUCCAUUGAGCACACGCUCAUUAUACCAUAGGCUAUGGGUAUUGUCUGUUACAAUGACAGCGUUAAUGGGCGGGAUUACAGUUAAACUGGCAGAAUAUAUCGAAGAACAGAACAAAUUUAAACCAUCGACUAAAAUAUAUUUUAAUGACACAAAAAAAUAACACAAGUAUAAUAAAAACAUAUAAUAAAAACAAACAGGUUCACCAGUAUAGCACAGCAUAGUUAUAGGCACAGUAUAGAUAUAAUAAAAUAUGGAUAUAAGAAAAACAAAACAUACAGCUUCUUCGGUUUAUAGCACGGCACAGUUUUAGACACGGUAUAGAUUUGAGAUAUCACUUUUUGUUUUAUUUUAAAGUUAUUUUAUAUUGAUAUCUGCUUUGGUAAAACCAUUAAAUUCUUCUUCUUCGUCCUCUUCCUCAAAAAUACGAAGAAUG